UAGUAAUCACCAACAAGAGGAGAGAUCACGUGAAGGGGAGCGAUCGCUAGCGCAACGCCACCAAGGCGGCCGCCGCUACGGCCUGGCUAGACUAUUACGUUGGUUUUAGAAUGCCCCUCCGCUGAAGCUCCUCGAAGCUCACCAUCUCAAACACCGUAGCAAACCCAGACAACACCACAUUUUAAAUCACUCACCCUAACGUCCUCCUGCCCUUUAUUAUUUUGAGAUUACAUGCGCGGAUAGCAAUAAUCUUUUAACUUGCUCGCAUACUUUUUCCUCAUAUCACGCAACAAGCCCCACCCUCCAACGUAACUCCUGGCAAACUUCACACAACCCCAAGCUCCGUUGAGCCUACCAACUCACAAUGGAUGAGGCCCAACGAGGCGCAAAGGCUCUUGCGGCCUCUAACUUCCCAGCGGCAAUCGAACUCUAUACGCGCGCCCUCAUCGUCAACCCCCACGCCACAGACUACUACAUCAAACGGUCGACCGCAUACUCACGUCUCCGCGCGGAGGAUGGAGGCCCCAACGGCCAGGCAGCUCUUCAUGAUUCUGAAAUGGCCGUGGCACUGGCUCUGCAGCGUGCGAGACGGGAACAGAUACUAGCUGGCCAAAUUCGCAGGGCUAUUGUUCUCUAUCAGCUAGGGAGAUACGGAGAUGCGCACUUUGUGUUUGAGGUCGUGAGGAGUAAAAUUGGCCCGAGCGUGUCGAAUACCAUGGAGUCUGCGAUGGCGGCAAAUAGUGGCGGCGGUGCCACAUCUGCGAAGACCACGAGUAAAGAGCUGGAUAUUUGGGAAAUUAAGGUAGGGAAUUGGAUGAGGAAAUUGGAGAAGGGCGAUGAGCGGCUGCAGGUUACAGUUAAGGAGUAUCCUGAUAUCAAGGUGCCGGAGGAAGCGAAGCUGAAGGAGGUUUUUCGCAAGCAGCUGGAAGGAGGUGCGGGGAUGUCUACGGGAACUAUGGACGCGAAUAAAGGAUCUAUAGAUAGCAGCAAGGGAGUCUCCGGGCUAGGAAAUCUCGCGCCAUCUUCUACACCUGUGCCAAAGCAGCCGUCUACCGCACCUCCCCCACAAGCUCCCAUUACAACCAAGGUAAGGCAUGAGUGGUAUCAAACACACGAUACGGUGGUCAUAACGCUUUAUGCGAAGGGUGUACCAAAGGAACAAGCGGAUGUUGAUAUCCAGGAAGACUCGCUCUCCGUAACAUUCCCCACGGUGUCUGGCUCAGACUAUUCUUUCAACCUUUACCCCCUAUUUUCACCCGUUGAUUCAACCAGCUCCAAGGCAACUGUGAUGUCUACGAAAAUAGAAAUAAUUCUCCGCAAGAAACAGCCGGGUCAAAAAUGGGGCGGACUAGAAGGGACAUCGCGACAGGGCAGCAAUGUAACUACCAGCUCUACUAUAACACCAACAGCCAUUGUAGCACCACGACCAAACACCGUAACCUCGUCUACCGAUCAGAUUCCCUCAUACCCUACCUCAUCCCGCACGGGUCCUAAAGAUUGGGAUAAAGUAGCCUCAUCCCUAACCAAGAAAAAGAAGAAGAAAGAAUCCAAGGACAAAGAAAACGAAUCUCUGGCAGCCGACAAGGACGCCAAGGAAAGUGUCGACGAUGAGGAUGAAGGUGCUGAGUCCGAUAAUUCAGAUUAUGGGAGUGGGGACCCGGUAGAUUCGUUUUUCAAGAAGUUGUACGCUAAGGCUGACCCUGAUACCCGAAGGGCUAUGGUAAAGAGCUACUACGAGAGCGAGGGGACGGCACUCAGCACGAAUUGGAGCGAGGUAGGGAAAGGCAAGGUGGAGGUUAAGCCGCCCUCGGAUGAUUGAAACUGAAUUACUCAUUGGUUGAUUUGUUCGGUAAUAAUCUCUUGCUCUCUGUCUAUUUAAAUGAAUCAUUGUCAAACCAUGAGCCGACAGACCAAGCCAUCCGCGCGAUGAAGCGAGGGGAAUAACAUAUUCUUUCUCAUUCUUGCAGGCUAGAUUAAGAAAGAUAAAGUUUCUUAUCUUGAUAACUGAUUGAGUAUAAAAGCAGUCAAAGAAUUCAGUCAUUUUAGCUUUCAUAAGAGUGUAUAAAUCUAGAGCAUCUCAUUAUACUGUAUUACAGAUUGUGAUGAAUUCAGCUAUAUCUGCUCAGUUUUCUUUAUUUCUCAGCAGCAGCUAUCUCAGCUUCACUCUCAUAAGUAAUUCAAAUGAAGAGACUAUUACUGAGUAAGUAGCUACUGAGUUCAAAGCUCU
Molecule: messenger RNA, 2227 nt
Organism: Blastomyces dermatitidis ER-3
Lineage: Eukaryota; Fungi; Ascomycota; Eurotiomycetes; Onygenales; Ajellomycetaceae
Product: SGT1 and CS domain-containing protein
Exons: 2
Coding region: 365-1819 (484 amino acids)
Biological process (GO): protein stabilization
Molecular function (GO): protein-folding chaperone binding
Source: RefSeq, a predicted model, not a curated record